This is a messenger RNA of Clavispora lusitaniae ATCC 42720, 3870 nucleotides long. RefSeq lists its product as uncharacterized. The record is from RefSeq and is a predicted model, not a curated record. NCBI's taxonomy places the organism in Eukaryota, Fungi, Ascomycota, Pichiomycetes, Serinales, Metschnikowiaceae.
AUGGUGAAACAGAAUGAUGUAUUUCAGUAUCGCAAAAACCGACUAGCGACAUUCACAGAUGGUGCAAAGGUUGGAAAUUCCCGAACUUUGAGGAAAUGGUCACUAAAGCUGUUAGAUAUCAAUAUCCUUGCUGAUAGCGGAUUUUACUACACACCUACAAAAAGCUAUCCACACCAAAUAACGUGUUUCUGGUGUGGGAAGAAAGAGAAGAAUGUCGAAGAAACUACAUCCAUAGUAUCGCUUCACCUUAUUAAUAAUCCCGCGUGUCCUUACUCACUUAUCAUCUCCAACUUAAAGCAUUUCAUCAUGGCUUCUAACAAGAGUACUUUCUGGCAGAAUUUAACCGCAUCUAAGUCUGUUCCGAACUCAAUAAUACAUCCUCACAGCGAAGAGUCCAUUAAUCUACGGCGUUCCACAUUCAAAAAGCUUUGGAAGCUUGAUACGCAAGAAGAAUGCAAAGUUUCGAGUGAAAAUCUUGCUCAAGCAGGGUUCUAUUAUUCCCCGGUGGAGCCAGGCAGUGAUCGUGUCAUUUGCAUGUACUGUGAUUGUCCUUUAGAAGACUGGGAGCCUAUGGAUGAUCCAUUACAAGAACACAAGAAUAACUCUUUUGCUUACUGUUACUUUUUGGAUACAAUUGGAAAGGAAAUGCAUAAUAAGGAGAUCCACGAGAAGGAGAACCACGAAAGAGAAAUUUAUGAGAAGGAGAACCAUGAAAAGGAAACACAUAACAAGGAGAAACAUGAAGCGGAAGACACGGAAUUUGAAAAAGAAGAAAACGAUAGAAGGAGUCCCCUGAUAGAUCUGAGCGAGCUUUCACGUCUUCUUGGACCAAGUACCCCCAAGUCAGAAUCUGCGAAAGGAUCACCUCUGGAGAAACCUCAGGACAACACAAAUAUACUAAGUGACUUGGGAGUGAGAGGCUUAGAAUCACCAAGUACGGAUCGUCAUCCACGACUGCUGUCUAUCAAAAGUAGACUGUCCCCUCACUUGAGCUUUGAUGCUUUCGAUUUUUCUAUUGACGAUCUAGAAAAUCAGAAUCAGGGCACUAUCUUUAAGAAUUUCUCCUCACAACGAAAAUAUAUUCGGAAGACUAAAAAGGAUGCCAUCUAUAAUACUAACAAUAUUGGAAAGAAGUCCCCAAAUAACCUUCUAACAGGAAAAAUGUCAGACAUUAAUAUAAAGUCAGAACUCAAAAGUUCAGAUAGCGAACCUGAAUCAGUUAAUAGCUCAUCUAUUACCAAGCCUAAUGAUGUAUUUUCAAGGAAGAAUGGAUCGUUCAUUCUAAACUCUGAAAUAGAAAACUCAGAAGAUGCUGGAGGGGGUGAGGUGGAUACAGAGAAUGGAACUUCAUCCUUAAACAUCGUUGAUUCAGACUCAGAAUAUACAUUAAGUGCGGACUCGUCAGACAUCCAGGCUUCUGGGUCAGAAAAAGAAGACGUACUAUCAAUCAAAACCGAUUCGAGAAGAACGAAGAGGCGGAAGACAGAUAAUUCAAAGCACGCUCAUUCUAAGCGUCUCAAAUCACAAUUUAGUGAUGAUAUGGACUUGGACCAAGCUCAAUUGGAGCAGAUUCUAAACUCGCCGAAGAAAGGAAGAAAAAUGAAAGUCCUCAAAUCAACAGAAGAUACUACCACAACUCCUGCACUAUUUGACUUAUCCAACCAGAACAUAGGCGACUAUGAUGAGUCAAACAUAUCAUUCCUUGAGAAAGAUGUACAUCCGAUUGAUAAAGAACCUGUCCCUAUCAAAUUAAAUACCUCAGGGGCUACGAAAGUCAACACCCCCGCAGUAAAGGAAAGUACUGCUAUGGAGGCGGCUAUGGAGAAAUCCACACCAACCGGAGAAAUAUCUUCUAACGAAGUAAGAAUUGAAGCCUCCGAAGUGGUGGCGCAACUGCUGCCAACACACAUAACGGAAACUGCAGAUCAGGGUCACAGUUCAACUUUAAGUGAACAACUAAUGCGUAAGUCCUCCCCAGAAGUUAGUCUCGGUAAUGUCCAGGGUUCAAAUGCAAUAUCGAUGAAUGACCCAUUGCCAAAUGAUGCAAAUGAAUUGAAGAAUUCACCAGAGAAAAGUAAUCCAGUUGGAAAAAUUGAAGAGAAUGAAGGAUUGAGACUCAAUGUGAAUGAAAUAAGUGAUGUUAGCAGUCUUGGCAAGCAUCAACAGAAGGAUUCUAAAGUCUCUUCAAACGAUACAGAUAGUGAUUUAGAGCUUAGCAGUCCUACUAACGCUAAAGAUUCUUCUCAUCUUGAGAAUCUAGGUCAAAAAUCAGUUUCAAAGGAUAUGGUUGGUGAUGCAGAACCUGUUGUAUCACCUCAAAAAACAAUUGCAUCCCCGAAUGAUCAUGCAAUUAGCGAAAGACAUGAGAAUGUGGCUGCCGUGGCUUCUGAGGAAUGUGCGAGUAGAAGAAUAGCUGAAUUGAUUCCAAAUUCCGUAAAUAAUGGGACUACCCUUGAAGAAGAAGAUCACUUCAAUGGACUGAGAUUGAGAUCUUCUGCUGGGGAUGAUAAGGUCGGCGAGACAGAGAUUUUUAAACAUGCGGGGACCUCAAUAAAUACAGUGGAAGGAAAGAGUAUUAAUGCUGGAACGGAGAAUCCGACGAUUGAAAAAACAAGCGUGGCUUUGGAAAAUGAAAGGGUUUCAGGAAAUGAUGAAAAGAGUAAAUCCAAUACAGAGAAAAACAGUUUAUCGCAACAAAAUAAGCCUACAGAAGCGGAAAUUCAUACUGAUGGGGGUGGAAACCAUAAUUAUUAUUCUGCUGUGGAUAUCAGGCAGUCUAUAAAGGAGGAGCUUAGAAAGGAGUUAAAGGAGCAACUCAAAAAGGAACUCCGAGAGGAAAUACAAAGAGAGCUUCUAGAGGAAAUAAGAAGCACCUCUCCGGAAUUUACAAAAGAUACAAGGCAGGACACUCCCGAAGUUGCGAAAUCAGAAGAUUCUACAAAGUAUAGAGAAAGGCACUACUCUUCUCCAAAGGGAUCCGAAGGCUCAAAGGCUCUCUCGAUAGCGGAUGGAGAAGAGAGCGAAUUCCCAAACAUUGCAUUUUCACCAACAUCGUAUCAAACGUAUGUAAAUGACUUGGAACAGAUAAGCAAAGAAUUGUCUGCUACGAACGAAGGUGAGCCCGAUGUUAAUAACGAUGUUUCCCAAAUCGAAGAUUCUGCGUCAGGACUGCCUGAACUUCUUUCCAUUCAAGGAGAAGUCUCUACUGAAAUUGUUAAAGAAGAGCAAGCGAAUGCAGAGCAUAAAUCAGAUGCACCAUCCAUAACCUCCCCUCUUGCUCAAGGAUCAACAUUUAGCGAUCAUGAAAAUGAAACUCCACCACUUGACAAACACACCGGGAUCGAGACCCAUAAAUUAGAUAUUAGGGACCUUGAAUCAUCACCACAAAUUGCUGUUCGCGGAGAAAGAGGCUCUGUCACCCGCAUGAGUUCUGACCAAUGGAGUGAAACACGUAUUAUAUUCAAAGAAACUAACACAGAACCAAAAUACGAUUUGGUGGAAAAAUCUGCAACUGAUAGAAAUAGACUGGCACAGGAAGCUAAACUGAACAUGGAAGCGAAAUGUUUACGCACUAUUUCCCUCCAUGACGUUGUGUCUGAAAUGCAAGCUCUCGCAGAUACAAUAGAUUACUUGGCGGAAGUUGCAGCGACUAAACAGGAACUACAUGAUGAUUCAGAAGGCUUAAUUACACAAUUUAUCGCCGCAAUGCCAGAAGAAGAAGAAUGUAUGGCAGUCAAAGAGUGGAUGCUACAUAAUGCUUCAACUUGUGGUCGUACAGUGCGCGAAAUAGCAGGUAAAUUGAUCAGAGCUUACGAGGAACAGUUUGAAGAACUCAUACACCAGGUGGAGGAAUUGGAAACGACUGACUAG